UUUCGAGUCAUCCCGAUCCGAUUUUGUCCCGAUCUUCGCGUCGCUUUAUUCUCUCCCAGAUCCCCCUCUCGUCAUCCGCCCCGCCGUGGCCACCCAGCUGCCUCAGGGCGGCUCUCGCCUCCGGGGGGCGGCCCGGAGCGCGUGCCGACCGCGACCGCGCGGCGCGCCGGCCAUGCCGCACGCCCCCCGACCGGCGCGGCCGAGGGCCUCGCCAGGGCCGGCCGUGGAGGACGACGGCCUCCUGCCGGGGGGGGCCUCGCCGCGGGUGCCCCGGCUGCUGCUGCCGGCCUCGCCGCGGGUGCCCCGUGGAGGACGACGGCCUCCUGCGGGGGGGGCCUCGCCGCGGGCGUCGAGGUCCGAGCGCGAGGGGCUUUCGUGGCUUUCGCCGCGGGGCGCCCUGGCGAGAGUCCUGCCGGGGGGCGCCGCGGCGCGCGCGGCGGCGGGCGCGCAGCCGCACCCAGUGCGCCUCUCGCCGAGAGGCGGCGGCGGCAGGGCCCAGCCGUGGUUUCUGUCGCCGAGGAGCUGGGGGAGGGGCUUCUGGGCGGGCUCGCCGAAGGACCUGCGGCGAGGCUCGGCUUCGCCCUCGCCGAGUGUCUCAUGGCACCAGCUGCCGGAAGACGGUGACGACCUGUCCGGCGAGCGCCCCCAGGGGGGGCGAGCCCGGUGCCGCCCAGCUGUGCGGCUGGGCCAGCUGCCACCAGCCUGUCCGACAUCGUGCUGUCCCUGAUGCCGGCGUCGGUCACGGGCCUGCUCUUUUCCUUGUGCCUGGAUGUCGAGAACGGAGAAACUGCAUAAGUAUACACACGUAAACUUUCGGAGGUUCGCGCGGAUUUCUUAGGUCUGGGCUGGGCCCCCCUGGCGGCGCGUCUGCCUCAGGGAAGGGGUUCCAGCUCAGAUCCAAGAAAUCAGCGCGAAUCUACGAAAGUUUCUGCUGUCUCUCCUUCCUUCAAGGAUUGGAAGAAGCCCGACACGCCUGGCUCCCAGAUGGGGCGCUCUGAGGCCACCUGGAAGCUGUCGGACCUUGAGCUCGGUGCCACGGUCGGCGUCGGAAGCUUCGGCCGCGUUCGCGUGGCGAAGGUGAAGGACAGUCCCGAGACCACACCCAUGGCCCUGAAGAUCACCCAUAAGGCAACGCUGAUCAAAAAGAAGAUGGUGACUCAGAUCAAGGACGAGAUCAAGGUGCUCCGCAUGGUAAACCAUCCAUUUCUAGUCAGACUCAGGGCGUGCUGGCAGGAUGAGAGGUCGAUGUACAUGCUGAUGGACUUCGUCAACGGUGGGGAGCUGUCCACCGUGAUCAAAAAGUGGAAUAUACCACAGAUGCAGGGGCAGCUGUGGGUCGCAGAGCUGAUCCUUGCAAUCGAGCACAUGCACUCGAAGAAGGUGGCGCAUCGGGACGUCAAGCCUGAGAACGUGUUGCUGGAUAGACUGGGCCACUUGGUGCUCACGGACUUCGGUUUCGCCAAGGUGGCCGACCCGCUUCUGUGGACUAAGUGCGGGACCUACGAGUACAUGGCACCAGAGGUGGUCCAGAGAACGGGGCAUGGGUGCGCUGUGGACUGGUGGGCAUUGGGCGUCCUAACAUAUGUGUUGUUCGCGUGCGACAUGCCCUUCCACGCUGACACGAAAGAGGGCACUUACAAGAAGAUUGUGAAGGGCGAGUACAGUAUUCCGAGACACUUACCGGCCGAGGUCCAGGAUUUGAUCAGGAAUCUCUUGAAGGAAAGGUCGCAGCGAUUAGGAUGUAUGGAGGAAGGCGUCGCGGGCAUCAAGAAGCACCCAUGGUUCAGCACAAUCGACUUCGACGAGGUUCUUCACCAAAGAGUUCCGAGCCUCUGCCGUCCCAGAGUGAGUUCCGCAGAAGACACGUCGCGGUUCAAAACACACUCGGAGAGCGAUUUCGACGACCCGCCGGCCUUGUCGGUGGAGCAGCAGGCAUUGUUUGAUUUCGAUGUCUGCGAAGGCCGCACGAGUUGGGACGAAUCCAGUGAGCGGUUUCUGCCAGGCUACGGAUGUUGCAGCAUUGGUGGCCGUAAGCAGGACCUGGUGGAGUUCGCCGAGGUCAACCACUCUUGCUCAUGACUACCAGGUUGAACCCCAAACAGUCCUUCCAAGAUUUCCUUGUUUUUGUUGAGCUAUGUAUAGUUUUUCUGGAAAGCGCGGCAGUCUUUCCAGCUACGUUCGGUGACCCGCUUGUCACGUUCUGAAUGUGCGUGUGCGGAGCGGCCUGAGUGUUUGCUUGGUCUUCCUCAUAUUAUUCCCAGCCUCCCCAUCAUCGUUUCUCCCUGUACUCGCACUUUCGUUCGAGUAUUUUCGCGAGAUAGACUGCAGUAGGAGCCAUGCAGUCCUUUUGCCACAAUGACAAUGGGCUUUGUCAGGCCAAGCUGAUGCAUGCCCUCACAUGGCACUAUCUUGUAAGCAUCUUAGAUAUGUUGGCGACUUGUUUCCGAUGUUUAACGAACUUCGCCACGCUUCGCAGCAUCUGUCCUAUGCCAAGCACGUGCAGUGCUCUUUUCCCGUGCAGAGAUCUGUCGAAGGAUGGUAACCAUUCGUCGUCCUCUCACCCGCUCUCCUCCGUAGCGUUAUCUUUUGCCUCGCCAGGCGCCUUCCAGUUGUCGUGCCGCACGCGACUGGCAGCUUUGUGUACAGUCCCUGUGUCUGCCAGAGGAUGGAUCUCGUUCCAGCGAAAAGACGCUCGUUCGAGCGAAAAAGUAAUCUGUUCAAGCGAA
Molecule: messenger RNA, 2726 nt
Organism: Prorocentrum cordatum
Lineage: Eukaryota; Dinophyceae; Prorocentrales; Prorocentraceae
Source: the annotation of a GenBank genome assembly